Messenger RNA from Camponotus floridanus (Florida carpenter ant), 592 nucleotides. RefSeq lists its product as uncharacterized. The record is from RefSeq and is a predicted model, not a curated record. The transcript has 3 exons. NCBI's taxonomy places the organism in Eukaryota, Metazoa, Arthropoda, Insecta, Hymenoptera, Formicidae. The coding region runs from base 145 to 426 and encodes 93 amino acids.
ACAAAAUUCCAUAUUCAAUGCACAUUGACAAAUUUUCCCAGUAUAGUAUAAGUCUUUAGAAUCAAUCGGUUUAUCGUAUAUUUCAUUUGGUGUGUUACAUUUCGUGAAUUGUGACUGCGUCGAACGCAGAUUAAUCCUGUCAAAAUGUUCAAUCAAAUAUUGCGACCUAUUGUUCGUAAUGUGACCAGAAAUGGUACUCGGUCUUCAAGUUCAAAAGUGGUAGAUUUUAAAUUACCAACACUUGAUGAAGCAACUCAACCACAGGGUUCAUGGAAAGAGUAUUACGAUGCCAGACAAAAAGUUUACAAUACUCAAUUGAUUGCUGGUCUUGCUGUAUUGAUUGGUACCAUAUCUUUUGUAAGCUUUUCAGACCUUAUAUUCUUUAAUUUUGGACCACCUGAGGAACCUGUUGAGGAGAAGAAAUAAACAUUCACAUAAAAAUAUUAGCUAAUUAAAAUAGUUGAAUGCAAUCUGACUACAUACAACUGUUGAGAAUGUUACGUACUUUAUUGUACGAGUGUAACAUGCAAUAACUUGUACUUUCAAUAAAUAGUUCUUAUUUAUCGUGAAUAUAUAAUCAGUACACAAGAUA